UGGGAGAUUGAGUCCUUUUGAGCGUCUGUUCCUGCAGGCAAUCCGUUUUUAAAACUACAUCUCCCAAGAUACACUGCGGCGGGCAAACGUAGACAUCUUUGCCGAAGUCCGGUAAACAUUGUGUCGCCGUGAGGUUGGCGGCUGUGACUGUUCGGGCAAAGAGGCGGGAGCGAGGCGGGGGGAGAGAGGGAGAAAGCGAGCGAGCGCGCGCGCGCCAAGGCCGAGCGUCGAGAGAGAAAGGCAAGGCGGACGGUGCCAUUAAUCGAAAGGGGGGAACUUUGGUGCGGCCUGAAGGGGUUAGGCUGUACCUUCCUCGGAGAGAAGGGGGAGGACUACGGAGCGCGUGCGCGCUAGUCACUCAGCGCGCGCUCGGUGGCCCUGAGGAGACGGCGGUGAUGUGGCGGCGCUGAGGCAGCCUGAGAGCGGCAGGGGCGCCAUGGCGGAGGCGUCUGGGAGCCCCUCGGCGGCGGGUGCAGAAGCCGUCUUGGACCCCGACUUCCCUCCACAGAGCCGGCCGCGUUCUUGCACAUGGCCGCUACCCCGGCCGGAGCUGGCAGGACCGCCGGCGGAGCCCGACCCAGAACCCGGGAGCGGGGUGGGACCCGGGAGCGGCCUGGGCAGCCCCGAAGAGCCCGGCAGCGGCGGAGUCGCCACGGCGGCGGCUUCAACGGCGGCAGGCCCCGGCAGUGGUGGCGCGCGGAAAAGCAGCGGCGGGGCGCGUCGCAAUGCCUGGGGUAGCCAGUCGUACGCGGACUUGAUCAGCCAGGCCAUCGAGAGCGCCCCGGACAAGCGGCUCACCCUGGCGCAGAUCUACGAGUGGAUGGUCCGUUCCGUGCCUUAUUUCCGCGACAAGGGAGACAGCAACAGCUCCGCCGGGUGGAAGAACUCCAUCCGGCAUAACCUGUCUCUCCAUAGCAAGUUCAUUAAAGUUCACAAUGAAGCUACAGGGAAGAGCUCAUGGUGGAUGCUCAAUCCAGAAGGUGGUAAAAGUGGGAAAGCUCCACGGAGGAGAGCUGCCUCCAUGGAUAACAGCAGCAAACUGGCAAAAGUGCGGGGGAAAGCCUCAAAGAAAAAAGCGGCUAUGCAGGUGACCCCAGAACCUCCUGCUGACAGCCCAGGCUCUCAGUUCCCCAAGUGGCCAGGCAGCCCCUCGGCAAGAAGCAAUGAGGACUCUGAUGUAUGGACCAGUAUCCGGCCUCGAACCAGUUCCAAUGCCAGCACCAUCAGUUUAGGACUUUCUCCAAUCCUGACUGAGCAGGAUGACCUUCCCGACGAGGAGCUUCUCCCUUCCCUCGUCUACUCCAGUGCAUCUAGCAACGUUCCACCUACUGUGACAGAGGAGCUGGAACUCAUUGAUAGCCUAAAUUUGAUGUCACCAAGUUCAUCUUUGCUGUCAGCUCAGCAGCAUACUUCGAGCGGUCUGGGCCAGAGAACUUCCAGUUUUUCCUUGCAGACCCAGAGCACAGCUACUCCAGCACCAUCGUUCAGUAGCUCCCUGUUCAACCCUGUUGAUAUUUCGCUGCACAGUUCUGGGGGCCAUUUCUCUGGCCCACAGACGCUAGAAGCUCUCCUGACCUCCAAUUCACCACCUCCUAGUGAUGUGAUGAUGACGCAGGUAGAUCCUAUCCUCCCACAGAGUGGAAGCAGGUUGAACAGCCAGACUUUUCUACUGUUGGGGGACCAAUCCUCUAAAAGCAAGAUAAGCCCAAUUAACCUGCUCAGAAAGCCUUUGGAACAGCAGCUGGAUUCAGUUGGUACCACCACUUUGGCCUCCACACUUACUAUGGUGACAGCUCCGCAAAAUGCAGCUGGCCUGGUCACUUUGAAGGCGUCCAGCCCAGCGCAGUCUACUCAGGUGGUCCAUCUGGGUGCUCUGCCACCUGUGUCUGCUGCCACUCUUACUCCUUUUGGAAGUAAUCAGGAUAGGCUGCCUAAUGACUUGGAUGUUGAUAUGUACAUGGAGAACCUUGAAUGUGAUGUGGAUUACAUUAUCAAUACCGACCUCAUGGACGGAGAAGGGCUGGACUUCAAUUUUGAACCCAUUCCUUCUGCUCCUACCUAUCCCAGCACUUCGCAGGCCUCCAACCACACAUGGGUACCCAGUUAACUUCAAGAUUGACAAAGUGCCCUUCUGGUUUUGGAGCUUUGCACCCCCCCAGAAGAAUCUGGAAUGCAGGAAGCACCUGGAGUUGGUCUUACUGCUCUUCAAGCCAGCUGGGAAGAAGAGCUAACUGCAACAAGAAGAGGGAGAUCCUGUUAAGUGCCAUGUCUCUUUCUGAGUCUACUAUGAGCCCUCCAUGCCACAGCGAGCCUCCCUGCAAGGAGCCAGAGAAGCGUUCCAAACAUGGCCAAAGACUGUUUGCGCUCUGAAAGAGCAUUCUCCGAAUUGAUACGAUAGCACCAGCUGAGAUGGGUCAGUGAGGUCAGAAGGGAGUGGCUUUGUGCUGACGUCAGCCUUCCACCUGAUCUCUGCCUCAGCUAUCCUUUGACUCAGUACCCUAAGCCUUGAUGGGUAAAUGGGAUGGGAAGGCAAUAUGUACGUCAUAUGGCUACUUGUGAGGUCCUUACCUUUCUGCAUUUUUCUGGUGGGAGCAAUGGGUGGGGGAGAAAGUUGUGCUCUGUGCUAGCCAUCGGGCCCAUUUGGAAGCUGAAGUCUGGCUUUGUCGAAGGCAUUGCCUGAGCCGUUGGUAGCACUUCCCUAAAACAUUGACUGCCCGAAAGCAGACAAGCAGGUGCUAAAAGCUGUUGCUAAGAAACCAAAACUUCUCCUUGGGUUUCUUUCUGGCUGUCCUGCUGCAGCCAAGAAAUGGAAAACCCGGAUCUGGCCUUAAGCAGAGCCCUGAUGUUCAUGUAUUUCUUUCUUUUUAUAAAUCCAGAGGGGCAUUUUCUACAGAUGAACUAUUUUGGAGGCUUUUAAAAAAGUAAUCUGGACAGGGCUUUCUGCGGUAGUCCUCAAACCAAUAUAUAAGUGUCUCCAUAUUGGGUGCCUUUCCUUCCCUCAAGGACAGUCCCAGUAGGAGGUGUGCUUCUCUGAGCUGCAUUAAGAAUAAUUUUGCACCUUCUCGGACAUGUAGCUGGGGUAGUGGGGUAGGGAGAGGGGCACCAAGCAAGUAAUGUUCCUUGGAACUGGGGCAAGUGCAGGGCUGUACAUUAUAGGUAGCCUGUACAGUUAGUUGCAGAUUAACUAGAAGCUUUUGUAAACCUUGGGUGUAGGGGGCAGUCUAUAUUUUAACAGAGAAUCCUAUGAGAUUACUGGCUAAAAGCACAGACUGUUUUCUGGCUACAAGCACAGACUGUUAUACAUUUAUCAGACAAGACACUACAGUACAUGAGUCUGGGGGUCUGAAGAUGGGAUAAGGGGAAGCUUCUUGGGGGGAGGGGUAAGUGGGUGUGCCGGGGACAAGGCUUAGAGGCCUUUCCUGCCUGGCAGGAUCCUCCAGCCAUCUUAUGCUUUCAGCAACUAAUCAUGAAUUGCCAACAGGUUGCAUUUCAGGGAUUGGCAGGGUGGGGAGGAGGUAGCCAUUAAGCCUUAUAAUAGCUGGCUCACAGCUGUCACUUGUGAACCCUCUGGAGUCUUGACUGCUUUGUAGAAUUGGAGGGGCAGGUAGCCCGCUUGUCACUUUGUUGUACAUCCUAUCUCCACUUAGUAAUUCAAUGGCCUGGCAUUCACUGGAUCUGUAGCUUUAACUUGAGUUGGAUUUUGAUAAUUAGCCUGAUAGGCAGGAUCCAAAGGGAACAGCUUGGAUUCUGAGGUUGGAGAUCAUUUCAUUGCUCUGGGGAAAAACUCUUGGGAGCCAGGAAGGCCCUGGGGCAGAUCUGGUGGCUCCUUAUCGGCACUGGUGUAUUUACUGUGGCAGGAAUAGGGGGUACGGAUGGGCUCUCUUCUAUCAUUGGCCCUCUCACUUUAUCUAGGGUGUUGCUUCAAGAUUAUCCUUCCUUCCUUUGAUAUGCUUGGAAACCCAUUAUUAUUACUGGAGAAGGUGAAACCAUGAGGCUUCUGCUUUAUGAAUCAAGACUAAGUUCUGGUCAAAGAAUUAAGUGGCACAGGUCCCUCUUCUCACCCACAGUUAAUAAAAUCUUUCCAUGGAGGCUUCACAGUUUGCAUUCUUUUCCUGCAGUUAGGGAAUUUCUGGCUAUGUGUAAUUCCCUUUCAGUAUAGACUGUAGCAUUGGGAAGCCUGUUUUGCUGGAAAGAAGAGACAGACCAGACAUCACCUCCUUGCCAUGGCAGCACAGGUUUCUAGUACCAGCCUUUUGACUGUAUCUUGGUCUUGCUAUGUCAUGUGUGCACUUUGUGACCAGUGGUUGUUGUGUUUCAGUGGGAGACUCCCAAUGGUCUGACUCAGAAAAGCCUUUUCACACUUUGCCAGCAGAAACACUCCCUGUGGAUUUGUCCCUUGCCAGAUAGUGGAGCUGAGUCAGCAGUAGGACUAACAUGAAAGUGAGGGAACUGGCAGAGGGUUAGAAGCCCUCAUGGGCAUGAGUUUGGUACAUCAGUUUUGCUUCCUCAAGGCAAAUACCUGAAUACCUAUUUUUACCCCAAAGGAAGAUGACCUAACUGUAAAAUUACUUUUCCUUCUCUCUAAAAAGAAAAUAUUAUGCACAAACUUUUAAAAAUUGCUUUACCUACUUGUAACUUAUGCAUGAAUUUAAUACAUUUUUUUCUUGCCAACACAACUGGGACAAAUUAUGUCUUCCUUUCAGGUAAAUACAAUAACUGCAUUUUAAAACAUCUGAUCCAGAGUCAGGGCUGCUUAGCGAAGUUCCCUAUCCUUCAAAAUGUGAGCCAAAGCUUGAAAUACUGCAGCCAAAAGACUGGCAGUUGAAUGCUUUCAUUUGUUCUAGGAAGAGUGUUAUGUUUGCAGGGCAAAAUUGAAUUAGAGUUGAUUAAUGGUAUAACUGUCCCCACCUGUUUUCAUAUUCACAACUACUAAUGUAGACUUGAAAUCUAUACCUCGCUCACAACCAUACACCAAAAGAGUGAACGAUAUCAACCCAUAUGCCGAUUUCAAUUGAAGGAACAUUAAAGCGUGUCAGUUUAGCUAGCUUGCGUUGUGAGAGUAAAUAGACGCCCUGACACUCUUCUUCCCCUACUGCUAGUAGGGUAUACAUGAAAAGAGAGCUGGCAUGCAAGGUCUGAUCUUGGUGCAUGAUGAUAAUAUUUCUGCUGUUGAUUAAUAAUAAGAUGCAGAUGACAGGGGAUUAGAACAGGUCCUGAUGGCAUCUCUCACUAAGGAGUUCUUGCUAAGGUUGCCUGCAGUGUCAUCUAUGGCAUGCAGUAGGAUUCAGGCGCAUCUGGAAGUUACCUGUUAGAUUUCUAUGCAUGUCUCAGGAUGGGUUUUUUCCCCUAGAAGCAGGUGACCUGGAACUAUGCACCUCCUAGGAGUGUGUCGUGGAGGUGGUAGAGCUCAUGCAGUGUGUAUACUUUUCCAGGCUGGUCCUGUCUCUCCCACUGGGACUGGUAGAUUGUAGGAAGAAAGUUGAUCUGGAUAGAUCCUACCUUGUUUCUUCAGAGGAAUUAUUUUUUGCCCUUUCUAACUUCAGUUCUGUCCCACGUAGCCAUAGAAUCUCUGUCCUCUUCCAGGGUUUUCCAAUAUCCCCCUUUGCAAGGGAGGCUGUAUGGAAUGUGCUAGAGGGCAAAAUGUGACAAAUAAAUCUCUGUAAUCCUC
Messenger RNA from Sphaerodactylus townsendi, 5668 nucleotides. It is a transcript of the gene FOXO4, whose product is annotated as forkhead box O4. Bases 437 to 2107 code for a protein of 556 amino acids. The record is from RefSeq and is a predicted model, not a curated record. Gene Ontology annotation, biological process: regulation of transcription by RNA polymerase II. Gene Ontology annotation, molecular function: RNA polymerase II cis-regulatory region sequence-specific DNA binding; DNA-binding transcription factor activity, RNA polymerase II-specific. The transcript is spliced from 3 exons. Gene Ontology annotation, cellular component: nucleus. NCBI's taxonomy places the organism in Eukaryota, Metazoa, Chordata, Lepidosauria, Squamata, Sphaerodactylidae.